Oldenlandia corymbosa var. corymbosa is the source of this 2640-nucleotide messenger RNA. NCBI's taxonomy places the organism in Eukaryota, Viridiplantae, Streptophyta, Magnoliopsida, Gentianales, Rubiaceae. The record is from the annotation of a GenBank genome assembly.
CUUCUAUAUACAAUAAUUGACAUGCAGUGGCAAGAUUAAUUAAUUGGUUAUUAAUUUGCUUAAUGGCCAUGCAAUUAGGAAUACCAACGUGAGAGCACUUUGAUUAAUUAAUAGAAGAUAAUCAAGAAUAUAAAACAAAUUCAAUCAACGGGAUCUCCUCAUCAACUUAAUAAUUGCUACUUCUUUACUACGUCCGGAGAUGAGACCUUCAAAACUACUAUAUUAUCUUCUCUCUGCAUAAUCAAAACGUACAAUCAUUGCUUUUUCCAUGCAGGGAUGAACGAAGCCACUAAUUUAUGCUUCCUGUAGUUUUGAGUUACGUUCGCCCAAGAUGGAGGAAUUUUAGGAAGGGGAUUAUAUAUAAGAAGAGACAGUUUCAAUCACCAGAACCUUAGCCUUUAAGAAAGUAAACAUCGCCCCUCUCGAAAUUCUAAAAAGCAAGAGUUUUGAGUUGUAUUAAUAUUUUUCUUAAAAAACCAAAAAUAAUCGACAGAGUAAGGACAAAACAACAAGGGCUCAAAGCACUCAUCUUAGUACAUGAAAUAAUAAAAUAAUAGUGUUACUGAGAUUAAAAAAUAAAAAAUAAAAAAUGAUACACCAUCUUGCAUGAUUCCCUGUAUAAAUAUAUGGUGAGCAUAAAGACCUACCCUUUUAUUUUUAGCUCAUUAUUCUCAUUCUCCUCUCCCUUCUCCCCCCUUUAGGCUUUAUCUCUUUCUAUCUCUUGAUCAUCACACUCACACACACACAGAGAAAACCCUCAUAGUUGAUGUGAUUCUCCACUAGCUCAAGAGAGAGAGCUCGGAACGCCCCCAAAAAAACACAUCAACCUUUACAAAAGGAAAGAAGAUAGAAUUUUAAAGAGAGAAAGUUAUCACAAGAAGGAGAACCAUGGUUUUUUCUUCCCUUCCAGCUUAUCUUGAUCCAGCCAACUGGCAACAGCAACCUAAUCAUGGAAAUAUCAAUGCAAGCCCUCAGCUUCAGCCGCCGUCGCAGCAGCAGCAGCAGCAGGGUUCAUCUGGGCCGCCGCCGCCACCGCCAAUCCACCCACACAUGGGCUCAAUCCGGCCCGGUUCGAUGGCGGAACGAGCCCGGUUAGCCAACAUACCGAUGCCGGAAACAUCCCUAAAAUGCCCUCGUUGCGAGUCAUCAAACACCAAGUUCUGCUACUUCAACAACUACAGCUUAACCCAACCAAGGCAUUUCUGCAAGACUUGCAGACGCUACUGGACACGUGGCGGAGCCCUAAGAAACGUUCCCGUCGGAGGUGGCUGCCGGAGAAACAAACGGACAAAAUCAUCAUCUAAUAAUACUACCACCGGUUCUAAAUCUCCGGCCAGCAGUAGUGACCGGCAAACCGCUUCCAGCUCAACAAGCAAUACCACUGUUUCCUCUCACAAUGGCGGUUCACCUCAUUUACCUAGUUUGUUGGGCCUGACCCCACCUCAAAUCCCGCCUUUGAGGUUCUUAUCUCCGUUGAGUGGGCUUAACGACCAUUACAGCGCUGGAGAUAUUGGUUUGAAUUACACCGGGCUUUCGACUCCGUCACCGGUUGGGACGACAGCGAGCGAGAUGAGCUUUCACUUGGGUUCUAAUUUUCUCGGCGGAGUUGGCGGCGGUGGUGGUGGAGGAGGAGUGGCGUCACUUUUAUCUGCGGCCGGAGUGGAGCAGUGGCGGUUACCGGCGCAGUUUCCGUUUCUGGGUGGAUUGGAUUCUGCGUCUAGUGGGCUUUUCCAGCAAGUUCAAACAAGUAUGGAGCUUCCAUCGGGGUUUGGUGGGGAAGCGGGCCAGCAAUUGGUUAGGCCCAAGCUUCCGGCUUCGAUACUAAGUCAACUGGCUUCAGUGAAGAUGGAAGAUCAUAAUAAUCAGGAGUUAAACUUGUCAAGACAACUUCUGGGGAUGAAUAAUAAUAAUAACAAUAUUAAUAUUCCAACUGGGAAUGAUCAUCAUCAAUGGAGUAGUGCUUCUGCUGCUGCUGCUGCUGCUGCUAAUUGGACGGAUCUUACUAGUUUCAGCUCUUCUAAUUCUACUACUGCUCCUUUAUAGGUUUUUUUUUUUUUUUAGUACCCAUGAAUUAGCUAGCUAGCUUUUGGUUCAUUUGUUUUGGAGGUUUUAAUUGUUUUCAGUUUAUGACUUAAUAGUUUGUGUUUGUUUAACACCCUAUAGCUUCACAAGGUGGAUGGAUAUCUUUAAGGGUUAUUUUAGUUAGCUUUUUUUUUUUUUUUUUAAUGGUAGAAAUGAAGGUCUAAUUAGGGAACUAAUUGAACUGGUGGAAGGUCGUCUGAGCUGUGGCUUGAGCAUUGAUAUGCAUGUCACGUGGUAUGUUAUUCCUCCCGGCAGUUCAUCUCUUUUAUAAUAUUUGAUUAUACAUAAUGAGUUUCCUUCUUCUUUUUCUUUAAGUACAAGUGAUUACGUUCAUUUUGCAACAAUGUGUUUAAGGUGAUCACGGAUAUUAUUUGCUAGCUGAAUGAUGGGGUAAUUAUAAGUUCAUAUCAUGUCCCAUGAUGAAUUUCGAAAGUUUUCAUUUUAUAGCUUUGCUUCUUUGGUUUAGAAGGAAGUAAUUUCAGCUGGCAUUUCUUCAAUCUUCUCCAAAUGUAGCGUUGCUGAGUUACCUAUUUUCCUUUAUAUUUUUUAAAACUCUUG